Messenger RNA from Pleuronectes platessa (European plaice), 3483 nucleotides. It is a transcript of the gene ces2b, whose product is annotated as carboxylesterase 2b. The transcript is spliced from 25 exons. The coding region runs from base 86 to 3361 and encodes 1091 amino acids. Lineage: Eukaryota; Metazoa; Chordata; Actinopteri; Pleuronectiformes; Pleuronectidae. The record is from RefSeq and is a predicted model, not a curated record.
CCCCGCGGCUCGACACCGAGUUGUAAAAAGGGAACUUGGCAGACUGUGCUUCCUGUGUGCUGAACCCGAAAGCAGGAGAGAGACCAUGGCGUCCCGUGCAAGGCAAACUGUCCUCGUUCUCCUGUCAGUGCUGAGUGUCUGUGCUGCUGCUGACCCACAAGCACCUGAAGUUCACACGGAGCUCGGGAACCUGAGAGGUGAGUAUGUGAGUGUGAAGGGGAAGGAGCCCGGGGUCCACGCCUUCCUGGCUGUCCCGUUUGCCAAGCCACCCGUAGGCCCUGCUCUGAGACUGGCUGCACCCCAGCCUGCAGAGGCAUGGGAGGGAACGAGAGACGCUACCAAGCAGCCGCCCAUGUGUGUUCAGAAUAGACAGAUGCUUAUAGAUCUGCUGGCUAUAUUAAACAUGGGGGUGGCACAUGUCCCAGACAUUUCAGAAGACUGCCUCUACCUCAACAUCUACACCCCUGCAAACAGAGCUCCAGAUGCCAAGCUCCCGGUCAUGGUCUGGAUCCAUGGCGGAGGGUUUACUCUGGGGUCAACCUCAGAUUACGAUGGCUCCGCCCUGGCUGCUUACCAGGAUGUGGUCGUAGUUUUGAUCCAGUACCGCUUGGGAUUCCUGGGCUACCUCAGCACUGGAGAUGAGCACAUGUCCGGGAACUUUGGCUUGUUGGACCAGGUUGAAGCUCUGAGAUGGACCCAGAAGCACAUUCACAACUUUGGCGGAGACCCAAAUUCAGUAACGAUAUUUGGGGAGUCUGCUGGUGGAGUGAGCGUGUCCCUCCUGCUCCUCUCACCAUUAGCCAAAGGCCUGCUCCACCGUGGCAUCGCUGAGAGCGGCACUGCCGCAAUGGAUGAACUCUUGAUGAGUGAUCCUCUUCCAGUGGCACAGAUGGUAGCAAAUAUAUCUGGCUGUAGCCUGGAAAGCACAGAGAAGAUCAGCCACUGCUUGAAAAACCUCGACUUCGAUUCUGUUCUGACUAUUGCAAAGAUGGAAACCUUGAGAAUUGGUGUAACCAUUGAUGGACACUUUCUCACUAAAACUGUGAAUGAGAUUUUCCUGGAAAAGGCAUUUCCCACUCUGCCUUUAAUGACCGGUGUUAAUAAUGAUGAAGGUGGCUGGGUACUUCCAAGUUUCAUGGCUCCUCCAAACUGGACUGAGGGAUUAGAUCGGGAGCAAGUGGUCAACAUAGUCUCCCUGUUUUACAGUGAUCCCAAAACUGCAAUCAAAAGAGAUAUAAUUUUAGAGAAAUACAUCGGAACCGGUGAAGAUCGAGUGAAAAACAGAAAUGGAUUCACUGAGUUGCUGGGAGAUUUUUUAUUUACCGUUCCAGCUAUCAAGACUGCUAUGGCCCACAGAGAUGCAGGCGCCCCUGUUUACCUGUAUGAGUACCAGCAUGCUCCCAUUGCCCUGAAGGCAAAAAGGCCGAGUUUUGUCGGGAGUGACCAUGGAGAUGAAAUCUUCACAGCAUUAGGAUUCUGUUUCACAACCACCUAUUUCAAAUUAUUUGAUAAAUGCCCAGAAGAGGAGGAAGAGUUCAGCAGAAUCAUGAUGAGCUACUGGGGCAACUUUGCUCGUACAGGUUCUCCUAAUGGGGACGGCCUUGUUCACUGGCCUAAGUAUGGAGCAGAAGAAGAAUACCUGUCGAUUGCACUGAAGGAGCAGAAACCUGCUCGGCAGCUGAAGAAGGAGCGGUUCGUCUUCAUGACUCAGACCCUCCCAGAAAAGCUCCGACGAUACGCAGAGCAGAUGGAGCCACCUGAAGUUCACACGGAGCUCGGGAACCUGAGAGGUGAGUAUGUGAGUGUGAAGGGGAAGGAGCCCGGGGUCCACGCCUUCCUGGCUGUCCCGUUUGCCAAGCCACCCGUAGGCCCUGCUCUGAGACUGGCUGCACCCCAGCCUGCAGAGGCAUGGGAGGGAACGAGAGACGCUACCAAGCAGCCGCCCAUGUGUGUUCAGAAUAAACAGACGCUUAUAGAUCUGCUGGCUAGAGUCGACAUGGUGGUGGCACAUGUCCCAGACAUGUCAGAAGACUGCCUCUACCUCAACGUCUACACCCCUGCAAACAGAUCUCAAGAUGCCAAGCUCCCGGUCAUGGUCUGGAUCCAUGGCGGAGGCUUUACUAUGGGGUCAGCCUCAAUUUACGAUGGCUCCGCCCUGGCUGCUUACCAGGAUGUGGUCGUAGUUUUGAUCCAGUACCGCUUGGGAUUCCUGGGCUGCCUAAGCACUGGAGAUGAGCACAUGUCCGGAAACUUUGGCUUGUUGGACCAGGUUGAAGCUCUGAGAUGGACCCAGAAGCACAUUCACAACUUUGGCGGAGACCCAGAUUCAGUAACGAUAUUUGGGGAGUCUGCUGGUGGAGUGAGCGUGUCCUUCCUGCUCCUCUCACCAUUAGCCAAAGGCCUGCUCCACCGUGGCAUCGCUGAGAGCGGCACUGCCGCAAUGGAUGAACUCUUGAUGAAUGAUCCUCUUCCAGUGGCACAGAUAGUAGCAAAUAUAUCUGGCUGUAGCCUGGAAAGCACAGAGAAGAUCAGCCACUGCUUGAAAAACCUCGACUUCGAUUCUGUUCUGACUAUUGCAAAGAUGCAAACCUUGAGAAUUGGUGUAACCAUUGAUGGACACUUUCUCACUAAAACUGUGAAUGAGAUUUUCCUUGAAAAGGCAUUUCCCACUGUGCCUUUAAUGACCGGUGUUAAUAAUGAUGAAUGUGGCUGGUUACUUCCAAGUUUCAUGGCUCCUCCAACCUGGACGGAGGGAUUAGAUCGGGAGCAAGUGGUCAACAUAGUCUCCCUGUUUUACAGUGAUCCCAAAACUGCAAUCAUCAAAGAUUCGAUUUUAGAGGAAUACAUCGGAACCGGUGAAGAUCGAGUGAAAAACAGAAAUGGACUCACUGAGUUGCUCGGAGAUGUUUUAUUUAACGUUCCAGCUAUCAAGACUGCUAUGGCCCACAGAGAUGCAGGCGCCCCUGUUUACCUGUAUGAGUACCAGCAUGCUCCCAUUGCCCUGAAGGCAAAAAGGCCGAGUUUUGUUGGGAGUGACCAUGGAGAUGAAAUCUUCACAGCAUUAGGAUUCUGUUUCACAACCACCCAUGUCACAAUACUUGAUAAAUGCCCAGAAGAGGAGGAAGAGUUCAGCAGAAUCAUGAUGAGCUACUGGGGCAACUUUGCUCGUACAGGUUCUCCUAAUGGGGACGGCCUUGUCCACUGGCCUAAGUAUGGAGCAGAAGAAGAAUACCUGUCGAUUGCAAUGAAGGAGCAGAAACCUGCUCGGCAGCUGAAGAAGGAGCGGUUUGUCUUCAUGACUCAGACCCUCCCGGAGAAGCUCCGACGAUACGCAGAGCAGAUGGAGCGCGGCGAGCUGUAGAAGAGUCCGCUCUCCUAUCUCCAUUCCAUCCACUUUUUAAUCAGUAACCACAAACAAGUAUGUGAGAUAUACUAUGAGACAUUUGUGAAGGUUAGAAAUAAAAAUUCUAAACAACUGAAAAA